AUGGCCAGAGCAUACAAAAUUGAAGAUUUUAAUCGCCUCAUGCAAGAUAUGGAUAGCAUUGAUAAGAGGGUAAGGGGUUACCUAUUCCAAGUUGGUUAUGAAAAAUGGUCCAUAGUGCGUUCCACUGCUAAUAGAUCCAUGAUGAUGACUUCAAAUAUUGCCGAGUCAUUCAAUGCAAGAAAUAGAGAGGCAAAAGAGCUACCAAUCAUGAGUUUACUAGAUUACAUGAUGAAUUUGGUUAUGGAAUGGAAUAAUACAAAUAGAAUGACUGCAAUGAGUACAUUUACUGGCCUAGAAAAAAAAUAUAAUGAAGUACUGAAGGAAAAUAGCUAUUUGUCGCAGAAGAUGAUGGUGAAGCCUUCAACCGAUUAUGUAUAUGUAGUAGUGGAUGCUGAACAAAGGCAGAACAUAGUCUGCAUGCAAAAACAGAGAAUGCUCGUGCAAACGAUUUCAAGUGGAUGGGAUUCCUUGUCCAUAUGCUAUGGCAGUAUUGGACUACACACACGUGGAAGCACCCGAAUAUUGUUCUGCCUAUUACACCAAGGAAUAAUUCAAGAAGACAUAUGA
Messenger RNA from Nicotiana tabacum (common tobacco), 567 nucleotides. RefSeq lists its product as uncharacterized. The record is from RefSeq and is a predicted model, not a curated record. NCBI's taxonomy places the organism in Eukaryota, Viridiplantae, Streptophyta, Magnoliopsida, Solanales, Solanaceae.